Molecule: messenger RNA, 822 nt
Organism: Sphenostylis stenocarpa
Lineage: Eukaryota; Viridiplantae; Streptophyta; Magnoliopsida; Fabales; Fabaceae
Source: the annotation of a GenBank genome assembly
AUGGAAAUGUGUGCAUCAUCAUCGACGAGGAUUUUUUUGCUUAUUCUCUUUAUCUUUCAUUUUUCACCCACAAUCACUGCUAUUAGGAAGGAUGUUAGUUUUCAAUCCCUCAGUUCCUGCAAAACUACCGUUCAAGGCAGAUACCUUCUUUCAGAUGACAACGGUUACGUGUGUAAUGCUGUGUCUGUUAAUUCACGCUCUCGUUGCUGCCCCCAGAGGGGGGAGAAAUUUUCUUGUCAUGGAUGCAAUCUUCUUUCACAAUGUUGCAACUCUUAUGAAUAUUGUGUUUCCUGCUGUCUCAAUCCUGCUUUGACAAGUAAGGAGCAAGUGCUGAAGUUGAAGGUUGCUAAGCCUGCUACUGCAAGGACUUAUAUAAGUAUUUUUGACUACUGUGCUAGUAGAUGCCGUCAUAGUUCUGAGAGUGUGGUCCAUGAAAAUGCUUAUAUUAGUGACUUCCACCACUGCUUUUCUCUGCCACUGAAUUCUUCAUGGGAAAAUAGUACUGUCAAAGAAACAAGACUAAGUGGCAUUAAUGUUGUUGUUGGGAGGCAAGGUGAAUCAUGUAAUUCUGUUUGCAAAUCAAGAGGAAAAUUAUGCGUCGCAAAUAAACUUGUGCUGCUUAAUAAUUGUGACAUUAUUCAGAAAUAUAUGAGCUGCAAGGGAUCUUGCUUGGCAAGUGUUGGAGCAGAUCAACCCGCUGAAGUUGUUUAUGAUGCCCCAAUGCAUCUGAAUCCAGGAUCAUGUUUGUUCACUGAUACACAGUCUGUUCUUUCUUGUGAUGGUUUACAUCAGCACACAAGGAGACUGUGCCCCUGUGCAUAA